GAGGAGCCGCCGUGACGCGUCAGGGAGGAAACGCCGGCGCCCGGCCGCGCCGCCGGGAAGAAGAAACUGCCAGCGCUCUGGGCUCCGCGCCCGGGCGCCCGGACGCCGCACAGCCGGUGCUGGAGACUGAAUUCAGGGCUUCACAGGAGUGAAUAAGCACUGUGCCAGUGAGCUUUGUUGCCAGUCCUGGAACACUGUUCUUCACCGGCAGGAGAGUGGAAGGGGUUCCAUGAUGGAGUUUGAACAUUACCUCAAGAGGUUUCAUAUUUUGGAUUUGUGAAUUAUAUUUACCCUCUGCUGAGAACUUUGAAACUUCAGACUCAAUUUCUGUCCUUCAAGACAUUAAAUGCAGAGGGAUUGUAUCAUGGACUACAAGGAGAGCUGCCCAAGUGUAAGCAUUCCCAGCUCUGACGAACACAGAGAGAAAAAGAAGAGGUUCACGGUUUAUAAAGUUCUGGUCUCUGUGGGCAGAAGCGAGUGGUUUGUCUUCAGGAGAUACGCAGAGUUUGACAAACUUUACAAUUCUUUAAAGAAGCAGUUUCCUGCUAUGGCUCUGAAGAUUCCUGCCAAGAGAAUAUUUGGUGAUAAUUUUGAUCCAGAUUUUAUUAAACAAAGAAGAGCAGGAUUGAAUGAGUUCAUUCAGAACUUGGUCAGAUAUCCAGAGCUUUACAACCAUCCAGAUGUCCGAGCAUUCCUUCAAAUGGACAGCCCAAGACAUCAGUCAGAUCCAUCUGAAGAUGAGGAUGAAAGAAGUACUUCGAAGCCACAUUCUACCUCACGGAACAUCAACCUGGGACCAACUGGAAAUCCUCAUGCUAAACCAACUGACUUCGAUUUUUUAAAAGUUAUUGGAAAGGGCAGCUUUGGCAAGGUUCUUCUUGCAAAACGGAAACUGGAUGGAAAAUUUUAUGCUGUCAAAGUGUUACAGAAAAAAAUAGUUCUCAACAGAAAAGAGCAAAAACAUAUUAUGGCUGAACGCAAUGUGCUCUUGAAAAAUGUGAAGCACCCAUUUUUGGUUGGAUUGCACUAUUCUUUCCAAACAACUGAAAAGCUUUAUUUUGUUCUGGAUUUUGUUAAUGGAGGGGAGCUCUUCUUUCACCUCCAAAGGGAAAGGUCUUUUCCUGAACCCAGAGCGAGGUUUUAUGCCGCGGAGAUCGCCAGUGCCUUGGGCUACCUGCACUCCAUCAAAAUAGUGUACAGAGACUUGAAGCCAGAAAAUAUUCUUUUGGAUUCAAUGGGACAUGUUGUCUUAACGGAUUUUGGACUUUGCAAAGAAGGAAUCGCUAUUUCUGAUACCACCACAACUUUUUGUGGUACACCAGAGUACCUUGCACCUGAAGUAAUCAGAAAACAGCCCUAUGACAACACUGUGGACUGGUGGUGCCUGGGCGCUGUUCUGUAUGAGAUGCUGUACGGGCUGCCUCCUUUUUACUGCCGAGAUGUUGCUGAAAUGUAUGACAAUAUUCUUCACAAGCCCUUAAACUUGAGACCAGGAGUGAGUCUCACCGCCUGGUCCAUUCUGGAAGAACUUCUAGAAAAAAACAGACAAAAUCGACUUGGUGCCAAAGAAGACUUUCUUGAAAUCCAGAAUCAUCCUUUUUUUGAGUCACUCAGCUGGACUGACCUCGUACAAAAAAAGAUUCCACCUCCAUUUAACCCUAAUGUGGCUGGACCAGAUGAUAUCAGAAACUUUGAUGCCGUCUUCACUGAAGAAACGGUUCCCUAUUCAGUGUGUGUGUCUUCUGACUAUUCCAUCGUGAAUGCCAGUGUUCUGGAGGCAGAUGAUGCAUUUGUUGGUUUUUCUUACGCCCCUCCUUCGGAAGACUUAUUUUUGUGAACACUUUGACAUUCAGAAACCAAUGAACAACCUCUAGCUUGCAGAAGAAAUGGAAACACCUAUUUGCGUGAAUAUAUUCAACUAUGUAUAACAGUGCCUCAUUUUUAUAUGUAAUAGUGAAAACUAAGAAAUACGUAUUUUCUGCUGUAUGCAAGAAAUAGGGCAUUUCAAAGAGCUAAGUUUUGAACUGAAAUUUGUAUUCUUGUUUAUUAAGCUUAUUUUUAAACAAAAAUUUGAAGCUAUUCUUAGCAUUAACCUAUUUUUAAAAAUAACUUUUUGCUAUUGACUGUUUUUUUUUUCCUGUUAAGUUUACACUAACACAUCCAAGGUAGACUUUUACUAGUCUGUUACAGUUAAGAUAAGAUGUAUUACUAUCUUUAUAAUUCUAUGACUUUUUUAUCAUAGCAGAACUAUGCAGGUUGGUUUAUGAUGGUACAGGAUGGUUUAUGAUGAAACCCUAUCUUCCCAUGAUAAAUCACUAUUUGCUUAGUAGGAUUAAAAUGCAAGGGCAGAUGAAGCACACUGGCUGCUAGUGGACGACUGCAGCCACUCACCUGCAGCCCCAGAAGACAAGGAAAAGGCAGGCAUUUGCUUUGAAAUGCUCAGUCCCCAUCCAUGCACCAUUUUUUUCUCUAGAGGAAAAGAAAAUAUUUAAUGGCCAGAAUUUUUUAGAAUUCCUAACGAACUGAGAAGUGUAAUAAAAUGCUACCAGAUGUUUUUUUAAGGUGGUACCCACCAUAAUGUCUCUGUCACAUAUUUAUAUUACAAAUGUUUUCUAUUUAUGUUCCUUUGACUCUUUGAAGGGUUAGUGUAUUGUUGAGCAGGUCUAAACCUUGGUGUCUGGUUUUGCAAAUAGCUAUUUCAAAACUGCCUUCCUAAUUGAUUGUGUUUUUAAAAUGACAGAAAAAAGUAGCCUUCUAUAAUGUUUACCUAGUUGUGAAUUAAAUAAUAAAAUGGCAAGUCUGGGUUGGUGUGAAUGUGUGUCACCUACACAUUCUAACAGAAGGUAACAAUAAGUUAGCAGUGACAUAUUCAGUAUUACUCAUUUUGUAGUGCCAGGGAUCAGACAUGCACAAGGCCUCAUGAAUGCUAAUAAGAGUUCUCCUUUUCUCUGAAGUACACACAUGUCUCUUGGUGUCUUUAUGUGUCUUAGAAAUCGUCCAGAAAACUGUGAAAUUACGUGUCAGUUAAUUCCUGUGUUCAUAAUGGUAAAAUGUGUUAGGCACAGAGAAGCUAUUUUGAAAGGGUGCUUCUUGGGACUCCAGUUCCUGGAGGACAGUUUCCCAGGUCCUUUAGGGGACACUAGCAUGAGCUUAUUAGCUGCACUAAAAGCAAACAUCCCUUGUACGUGUUACCUUGACAAAUGAGAAGUAUUUCUCGUCCAUACCUUUUGGCUUAAAUAUGUUCAGCAGAAUGGGACUAGACCGUGCUUCAGUUUGACAGGUAGUCUUUGAAUGCAUGCAGUACACUGGACCUCCCUCACAGGUGAGAUGUUACGUCUACACUGUACUAUAAUUUGAUCCAGGGUACUGCUCUACUUUAAUACAGAGUUACUUGUUGAUUAUAAAUCAAGACAAAAAUUGUACAUACAUGAUUUUUAUUCUAAUAUCCCUUAAUUAAAUUGCCAAAAAUUAAAGUGCAAUAUUGUAUUUUUAAGAACACAUUUUAGAUUUUUGUUGUUUCUUGGAUCACAUAAAAUUAGGAAAAGAUUAAUGAUCGACAUCUAAUUUCUAUUGUUAUUUUAAAUUUAAUUAGUAAUGGUUAUAGUAGUAACUACUCAAAUGAGUUAUUUUUGUGUGGGAAAAAGGUAUACAACUUUGUGAAAAUACUUAAGUAGAAUGAAUUACCAAGUUAUUUUAUACUGACAAAUAUAUGGGUUGGGAAAAAAUUCUAAUUUUCAAGUUUAAUUUUUCUCCUAAACUGUUAAGUCUUUUAUUAAAUAUAUGCCUUUUGAACAGUUGGACUAUUUCAUGCUAACUACCAAAAUAAUCUCCAAGGUUGUUUAGGAAGUCAGCUCUCUGCCUGUUGGUUUUGGUUUUAGAGAUACCUCUCAAUGUGGCCCAGCCUGGCUUCAAACGCCGGAUCUUCUUACCAUAGCGUCCUCAACCUAGGAUUACGGCUUGUUAUUUACAACUUGUUGAAGUCGUUUUUUUAGCCAUUGACCUCUAAAGGUAAUAGUUACUUCCUUGCUUUGUCACAGACUACAGGGUGAGUAGAGGUUUGUUUUUUAGGAAGAGCCUCUUUAGAGCUGGGGUUUCCUGCUGGAGCCUGGUAAGGUGGUAGAAGAGGCUUUUAGUUUCCUCCGGGGCUAUCUCCAGUAACCACCUCGUGGCACACACAGCCUGUGGUUCCAGCAAGCACAUGGUGCACAUACAUGCAGAGACUCACAUAUACACACAAAAGGAAAGUAAGCACAUUUUUUUCAAGUAUUUGGGCUCUUUGCUACUUUCCAUAUGUACUCAAUUGAUACUAGGAAAAAUUGUUCUCAGCUUCAGUGAUAGAAUUCCAGUUAAAGAUCUGUUGUGUUUAUUUCACAUUUUUAGUAUGGCAACUUGUGUCACUGUUCAUUUGCAAUCUUUUAAACACAUCUUAGUGUGUGGUCGGGCCUACAUACAAAUCAUCUUUCAGGAUGGGCACGAUGGCUCACCAGGACACUUGCCACCAACGCUGAUUACCAGAGUUCAAUCCCUGAGACCCACAUAGUAGAAGAGAACCAGCAUCCAUAAAUUGUCCUCUGACCACUGUGGGCACCCUCAUACACAAAUGUAAUUUUUGGAAACUUUUUUUGUAUUUUUUUGUUUGUUUGCUUUCCGAGACAGGGUUUCUCUGUAUAGCCCCGACUGUCCUGGAACUCACUCUGUAGACCAUGCUGGCCUCGAACUCAGAAAUCUGUCUGCCUCUGCCUCCCAAGUGCUGGGAUUAAAGGCGUGCGCCACCACUGCCCGGCUACAUUCUUUGGUUCUUAAAUGUCUAGUUUUUCACACAGUAAAUGAACUGAGAAAGAAAAAAAAAUGCUGUGCUGUGUUCAGAUACACGUUUUGAAAAUUUAAUCAGAAGCUGCCCCUGCUAGGGAGUCACAAUGGGCAGCAAGAUGGCUUCUGCCACCAGGGUCGUGCAGGUAGUGAAGCCACACGCUCCCUAACAGAAGAGACAAACCUAAACUCAGAGUCUCCGAAGCUCUGGGGUCUGCGCUCCCCUCCCACUCCUCUGUCGUUUCACAGCAUUCUAAAGGAAGUAUGUCCCCAGAUUUACUGAUGCACCAGGGGCCCCCAGACACUGCAGAAAUGAUAAAAAUCAUUACCUCAGAAAUACAGAAGAAAUCCUGUAACUCAACAGGAAAUGGAAUUUAUCCAGCGUGGGGGUCCAGAGUGAUCAUGUGGCUGCUGCUUGUCACCAGACAGAAGAAUUAGCUUUGCAAUAAAGGACUUCCACAAAGUCAAAUGAAAAGUCAUACAUUAAACAACCUUAAUAAAUAUUCUGUAAGCAGAAUGAAGUAUAGAAACCCCAGGUGGUCACUUGUAUCUCCUACGUUGUGUAUCUUGCUCAGCUGCCCCACAAGCUGACCUGUACACUUAUUAAAGUCUACAUUUUUAAAUGCUAGCCUGUUAACUUAAUCUUGAUUAUGAAAUGUUCCCAGAGAUGAGCUAUUAAAAGCACAUAGUAUCUAAAGAAAAAGAAAA
This is a messenger RNA of Mus musculus (house mouse), 5517 nucleotides long. RefSeq names its product serum/glucocorticoid regulated kinase 3 (gene Sgk3). Gene Ontology annotation, cellular component: recycling endosome; cytoplasm; early endosome. The record is from RefSeq and is marked validated. Gene Ontology annotation, biological process: intracellular signal transduction. Lineage: Eukaryota; Metazoa; Chordata; Mammalia; Rodentia; Muridae. The coding region runs from base 347 to 1837 and encodes 496 amino acids. The transcript has 18 exons. Gene Ontology annotation, molecular function: ATP binding; protein serine kinase activity; protein serine/threonine kinase activity.